This is a messenger RNA of Sarcophilus harrisii (Tasmanian devil), 3634 nucleotides long. Its product is annotated as zinc finger CCCH domain-containing protein 13-like. NCBI's taxonomy places the organism in Eukaryota, Metazoa, Chordata, Mammalia, Dasyuromorphia, Dasyuridae. The record is from RefSeq and is a predicted model, not a curated record. The transcript is spliced from 2 exons. The coding region runs from base 353 to 3295 and encodes 980 amino acids.
GGCUCAGGAUGACCGAAGGCAACAGGUACCAAGGGAUGAUGGGAGAUACCAAGUUAGGCCUCAGUCUCCAAGAAUCCAGGAUGACAGAAGGCAAGAGACCCCAGUACCAAAGCAUGAUGGGAGACGUCAAGUUAGGCUUCAGUUCCCAGAAAUCCAUGAUGACAGAAGGCAAGAGACCCCAGUACUAAGAGAUGAUGGAAGACACCAAGUUAGGCCUCAGGAUGACAGAAGGCAACAGACCCCAGUACCAAGGGAUGAUGGGAGACGCCAAGUUAGGCUUCAGUUCCCAGAAAUCCAGGAGGACAGAAGGCAACAGGUACCAAGGGAUGAUGGGAGAUGCCAAAUUACACCUAUGUCUCCAGAAAUACAGGAUGACAGAAGACAACAGACCUCAGUACCAAGAGAUGAUGGCAGACGCCAAGUUAGGCCUCAAUCUCCAGUAAUCCAGGAUGACAGAAGGCAACAGACUCCAUUACUAAGGGAUGAUGGGAAAAGUCAAGUUAGGGCUCAGGAUGACCGAAGGCAACAGGUACCAAGGGAUGAUGGGAGAUACCAAGUUAGGCCUCAGUCUCCAAGAAUCCAGGAUGACAGAAGGCAAGAGACCCCAGUACCAAAGCAUGAUGGGAGACGUCAAGUUAGGCUUCAGUUCCCAGAAAUCCAUGAUGACAGAAGGCAAGAGACCCCAGUACUAAGAGAUGAUGGAAGACACCAAGUUAGGCCUCAGGAUGACAGAAGGCAACAGACCCCAGUACCAAGGGAGUAUGAGAGACGCCAAAUUAGGCCUCAGUUCCCAGAAAUCCAUGAUGACAGAAGGCAAGAGACUCUAGUACCAAGGAAUGAUGGGAGAUGCCAAGUUAGGUCUCAGUUCCCAGAAAUCCAUGAUGACAGAAAGCAAGAGACCCCAGUACCACGAGAUGAUGGGACACACCAAGUUAGGACUCAGUCCCCAGAAAUCCAUGAUGACACAAGACAACAGGUACCAAGGGAUGAUGGGAGACGCCAAAUUACACCUAUCUCUCACGAAAUACAGGAUGACAGAAGGCAAGAGACCCCAGUACCAAGGGAGUAUGAGAGACGCCAAAUUAGGCCUCAGUUCCCAGAAAUCCAUGAUGACAGAAGGCAAGAGACUCUAGUACCAAGGAAUGAUGGGAGAUGCCAAGUUAGGCCUCAGUUCCCAGAAAUCCAUGAUGACACAAGACAACAGGUACCAAGGGAUGAUGGGAGACGCCAAGUUAGACCUCAGUUCCCAGAAAUCCAGGAUGACAGAAGGCAAGAGGCCCCAGUACCAAGAGAUGAUGGGACACACCAAGUUAGGCCUCAGUCCCCAGAAAUCCAUGAUGACACAAGACAACAGGUACCAAGGGAUGAUGGGAGACGCCAAAUUACACCUAUCUCUCAUGAAAUACAGGAUGACAGAAGGCAACAGGUACCAAGGGAUGAUGGGAGAUGCCAAAUUACACCUAUGUCCCCAGAAAUCCAGGAUGACAGAAGGCAACAGACCCUAGUACCAAGAGAUGAUGGGAGACUCCAAGUUAGGCCUCAGGAUAACAGAAGGCAACAGACCCCAGUACCAAGGGAUGAUGGGAGACGCCAAUUUAGGCCUCAGUGCCCAGAAAUCCAUGAUGACACAAGACAACAGGUACCAAGGGAUGAUGGGAGACGCCAAAUUACACCUAUGUCUCCAGAAAUACAGGAUGACAGAAGACAACAGUCCUCAGUACCAAGAGAUGAUGGCAGACGCCAAGUUAGGCCUCAAUCUCCAGUAAUCCAGGAUGACAGAAGGCAACAGACUCCAUUACUAAGGGAUGAUGGGAAACGUCAAGUUAGGGCUCAGGAUGACCGAAGGCAACAGGUACCAAGGGAUGAUGGGAGAUGCCAAGUUAGGCCUCAGUCUCCAAGAAUCCAGGAUGACAGAAGGCAAGAGACCCUAGUACCAAAGGAUGAUGGGAGACGUCAAGUUACACCUACAUCUCCAGAAAUCCAGGAUGACAGAAGGCAAGAGACCCCAGUACUAAGAGAUGAUGGAAGACGCCAAGUUAAGCCUCAAGAUGACAGAAGGCAACAGGUGCCAAGGGAUGAUGGGAGAAGCCAAGUUACACCUAUGUCUCCAGAAAUCCAGGAUGACAGAAGGCAACAGACACCAUUACUAAGGGAUGAUGGGAGACGCCAAGUUAGGCCUCAGGAUGACAGAAGGCAACAGGUACCAAGGGAUGAUGAGAGAUGCCAAGUUACACCGACGUCUCCAGAAAUACGGGAUAACAGAAGGCAACAGACCUCAGUACCAAGAGAUGAUGGGAAACUCCGAGUUACACCUGCAUCUCCAGAAAUACAGGAUGACAGAAGGCAACAAGUACCAAGGGAUGAUGGGAGAAGCCAAGUUAGACCUCAGUUUCCAGAAACCCAUGAUGACAGAAGGCAACAGACUCCAUUAUUAAAGGAUGAUGGGAGACGCCAAGUUACACUUACAUCUCCAGAAAUCCAAGAUGACAGAAGGCAACAGACCCCAGUACCAAGGGAUGAUGGGAGAUGCCAAGUUAGGCCUCAGUCCCCAGAAAUCCAUGAUGACACAAGACAACAGGUACCAAGGGAUGAUGGGAGACGCCAAGUUAGGCCUCAGGAUGACAGAAGACAAGAGGUACCAAGGGAUGAUGAGAGACACCAAGUUAGACCUCAAUCUCCAAUAAUCCAGGAUGACAGAAGACAACAGACCCCAGUACCAAGGGAUGAUGGGAGACGCCAGGUUAAACCUCAAACUCCAGAAAUCCACCCCAAUACUCAAGGAUCACUGGUGGAGAUAAAGGAUAACCCAAUACACUGUGAUGUGUAUUUUUUGACCAAGCAAAAAGGCAAUUGGUUAUGCUAUUGUAUCCAAGACCCAUCAGAACAAAAAGAUGAACAAAGCAGACAAAAUAAUGCUUCUCACUCUGCCUUUGAAGAUGAUCAACAUGGCAGACAUGUAGGAAUCUUUGAAUCCACUAUGGAAGAUCCUUAUCAGUCUCAUGAUUGGCAAUCAGCUGAUGAUUAUUCCAGUGAGAGGCAACAAUGGGGGUGGGAACCAGUUGAAAGGAGUUCUGGUGACUAUCCAAUUCAAGAGUGGGAAGAAGAAGGGGACAACCCAGAUGAGUACAUAGAACCAAAUAGGGAAGAAUAUCUUACAGAUGAGGCUUACUAUCCCGAUCUUAUAUGGAAAUCAGGUGACCAUCAAUGCUCUUCAUGCUGCACCAGGAAAGCCUAUGAGUGCCAGGAGAAUAUUGGGAACCCACAGGCUUCUCCAUUCUUUGAAGAUGACUUCUAAAGUCCCAUCUAGAUUUCCAUAGGUAUUUCGGAUGUCAGAUAUGCUUCACUAUGAUCCACACUAAAAAGAUUAUACCUUCUGAUUUUUUUUCUUUUUCUUUAAGUCAACAUAGCAAAACUAUUGUAUGACAGCAGUAUCUUUUGGUUUCUGGGGGGUCAAAGAUCAUAGGGAUGAUUUAAGGUGAAGGAAGAAAGCAAGUAUCUGUCAUGUCUCCAGUAGAGAUGUGACUAGUUAUGACAUCUUUAAAAUCCAAGUUCUCAAGGUUUACCUGGAGGAUAUUUCUGGAUCAAAUUCAAAGCUUGUAUGAAAAUCAAUAAUAAAUGAAUAGCAUUUAACUAA